AUGGCCCGCCCUAAGAAGGAACAGAAGGCUGCCGUCGCCGCGGUCCCGACGCCAGCACCACCACAGCUUUUGCCCCAAGUCCCUGCUCCCGCUGCAUCGCAGGUCCUGCCCGACAACUCGUCGGCCACACUCGUCAUUAACCGCGCCGAGUACGCAAGACUGAGAGACUCUGUUCACUCCCGCUUGUCUACCAUCCAGGAGCUGCUGAGGGAUUUCGCAGCUGACUACCUGCGCCAAAGCAACUUGCUUGUUGGCGAGCCCACUUCCCUGGAGAACAUCCCUAGCCUUGGUGCUCUUGCCAGACUCGAUGGAGCCUCUCUUGGUUUUGCGCCGCCGCCUACUGAGGCUCUCCCCGCUGCCGAGGAGAAGAAGGAGCGCAAGAAGCGCCAGCAUGACCCCAAUGCCCCCAAGAGGCCCCUGACUCCUUACUUCCUCUACAUGCAAACCGCUCGCCCCAUCAUUGCAAAUGACCUGGGUGCCGAUGCUCCCAAGGGCGCCGUUCAGGAAGAGGGACAAAGGCGCUGGGCGGCCAUGGGUCCCGAUGACAAGAAUGCCUGGAACAAUGCUUACCAGUUCAACCUGCGUCUCUACAACGCCCGUGUUGCCUCCUACAAGGCUGGUAACUUGACUGCCAGGGAUAUGAGCGACCAAGAGGCUCUCACUUAUGCUGAUGCCAACCAACUUCCUCAGCCUAACCUCGCUGGCGUCGACCCCGCUGCCGGAGGUAUCGGAGGCAACGAUCAGGAUGCCAUCGUUGAGCAGCUCCAGAUGUCUGCCCCCGUCGCUGUCGCUGCUGUCCCUGAGGAGAUGACCAAGACCCCCAAGCCCAAGCCCAGCAGAAAGCGCAAGAGUACCGCUGCCGACGGAGAGGACGUCGAGGCUAGUGCCGCUAAGACCGCCACGCCCGCCAGUCCCGAGAAGAAGCGCAAGCGCCAGUCCAAGGUUGCAGAGCCUGCGUCGGAGGAGCCUAAGAAGUCCGCCCGCAAGAAGAAGAACUAA
Messenger RNA from Pestalotiopsis fici W106-1, 999 nucleotides. RefSeq lists its product as uncharacterized. NCBI's taxonomy places the organism in Eukaryota, Fungi, Ascomycota, Sordariomycetes, Amphisphaeriales, Sporocadaceae. Bases 1 to 999 code for a protein of 332 amino acids. The transcript has 3 exons. The record is from RefSeq and is a predicted model, not a curated record.